This is a messenger RNA of Daktulosphaira vitifoliae (grape phylloxera), 1601 nucleotides long. RefSeq lists its product as uncharacterized. The record is from RefSeq and is a predicted model, not a curated record. The coding region runs from base 104 to 1054 and encodes 316 amino acids. Lineage: Eukaryota; Metazoa; Arthropoda; Insecta; Hemiptera; Phylloxeridae. The transcript has 2 exons.
UUAUAAAUUUAGAAUAAAAUAUAUACGUGUCUUUUAAUGUUCGUCGAAUUAUAGUUUGAUCGAAAAAUUUCAGUCAUAUUUAUUAGUAUAAUUACUGAUAACAAUGUUUUCAUUAAAAUUGAUUAAAUUUAGUUUAUUAUUAUUUUCUGUUAAUUUGUAUGCAAAAACAUGCCCAAGUGCAAUAAUAAAUGCAGAUCGGUUAGAUAAGUUACUAAUAUAUUCGGGAUGGACAAAUUUAAAUGAGUUGACUUUUAUAAUAUAUUUAAAUAAAAUAUAUGAUCGUCAACAUUUGAUAGGAACAUCUACAAAUCACCAACAAUGUAAUAUAAAAAUACAAGCUCUGACAAUAUAUCUUGGAUGCAUAUAUGCAAAAGUUAUGUAUAAUUUUUUGGUAGUGAUUAGCAACAUCCUACAAAAAUGUCAAAAAAAAAUGAAAGAAAACGACUUAAUAAAUGGAUGCAUUUGCACUGAAACACUCAUAAACAUAAUAUCUAUAUUAAUUGUUCCAAUGGCCAAAUUGAUGAAAGGAGCAAUCAAAGCUUUGGGUUUAUUACUUAGCACAUCAUCGAAAAGAGACCCAUUUUAUCAUAAAGACUACUCAAAAAUUACUAAUUUCUUAAAGGAAAUAGAAAAUAUUUGUGAUAGAUUAAAUAAAAUAGCUUUAUCACGUAAUAGUAUAUCUACAUACGCUUGGGCAUUACAAAUUAUACAUUUAUUUUUUAAAAAAAUAGAUUUGGAAGUACGGUUUAUAAUUGAUGACUAUUGUGUUUUUGUACCUUAUGAUACAAAUUAUUUAUGGAGUGAGUGGGUUCAAGAGUAUAAUGGCAUUAUUAGCCAAGGCAUAAUAUUAGAAUUUUUCAAAUUCUUAAAGGGAAAAAUAAGGGAUUAUAUCAAGACAGUAAUUAUAGAAAAAUAUUUUCAACUGGGAUUUAAAUUUGAUCCGAUCACCGAAGAAUCGUUUAUACCAUCAAAAGAGGAGCUAAUCGAACUAGAAUUGGAGUUUAAAGAAACAGAUGGAGAGCCUUCAAUGCAAAUACAAAUAGAAACUCAUUAAAUAUUGUAAUAAAAUUAAUUACGUCUUAUAUUUAUGUUUUAUAAUUAAUUUAAUUAUUUUGUAAAUCUUUAGUUAUUUUAAAAGUUAUUCCUUUUUAUAUAAGCUAUUUGGGAGAUUACUCAGUGUUAAUAAAAUAUUAAGGGAAUGGACUCCUUUGAAAAACGACUUAUUAUUCUGUUUUAACACAUUGAAGGCUGCUGAAUUAUAUUUUCAGAACAGAUUUGAAGUCGUUAAUAAUGAAGUUGAAUACAUGUUGUACAUAUCGAUGUAAAUAUUGAGGCACUUUGUGGAAAGAAUGAAAUAAUGAAUACAAAUAGUUUAACCCAACAAAACCAAUAAAUCUAUAAAAACCCUACCCAAUAACUAACAUAACUGAGAUUUAUACAGUCUGUACUGGUAUACGUGUACUCUUCCUGUAUUCCAUACUCACUAUAUGUAUUACAUGCUUUUAGUUCAUGAAGUACUUAUUCUUGUUAUUAACUUGUUAUGGAUCAUCAAAAAUUUUAAUAAAAAAAUAAAUAAAUAUUUUGAAAUUUAAAAAAAAAUA